Columba livia (rock pigeon) is the source of this 2799-nucleotide messenger RNA. RefSeq names its product forkhead box N4 (gene FOXN4). The coding region runs from base 140 to 1690 and encodes 516 amino acids. The transcript is spliced from 10 exons. NCBI's taxonomy places the organism in Eukaryota, Metazoa, Chordata, Aves, Columbiformes, Columbidae. Gene Ontology annotation, molecular function: transcription cis-regulatory region binding; DNA-binding transcription factor activity, RNA polymerase II-specific. Gene Ontology annotation, biological process: regulation of transcription by RNA polymerase II. The record is from RefSeq and is a predicted model, not a curated record.
UCGUCGCGGCUCCGAGCCGCCGGCUCCAUCCCCGUCGGGGCAGCUCCAGCCCCCCCGAACCCCGCCCCUCAGAGGGAGACCCCGCCGCGCCGCAGCCGCGGAGCUCCGGCCGGGCCCCCGGGCCCCGGCCCGCCAGGAGAUGAUAGAAAGUGAUAUCCCGUCCAUAAUGUCAGGAAUCAUUAGGAAUGCAGGGCAAAACCACCACCCGUCACAGGAGUACAGACUCUUGGCUUCCGACCCGCCCCAGCUGAGUGACGAUGACCUCCCCAGUGACCUGCAGUCCCUGUCCUGGCUGACAUCUGUUGAUGUCCCUCGGUUGCAGCAGAUGGCCAGUGGAAGGAUGGAUUUUAGCCUUGGUGCCCAGAACGCGAUGCUACAUCAGCCAGGGCCUGUGGCGAGCAAUAUGCACUCGACAGGAGCCCCUGGAGCCAUGAUUCAUGUCCAGGCCAGCCUGCCACAGGGGAUCCUGGGACUGAAUUCUAUUUCAACACAUGGAGCAAAUAUGAGCCAGUAUGCUGUAGGUGGGCAGCCAUCUCCUGGUUUACAAACACAGCAACAGCUCUUUCCUCCUCCUCAUUCACAGCAGGUGUUCACGCUAGCACAGAACACACAACAGUGUAACCCAGCAGCGAUCUACAACCCAUCCUACGGGACACAGCCACACUACGCUCAGCCGCGCCUCGCUCCUCACGCCACCCAAGAGCUGCACCCAAAGCAUUACCCCAAGCCCAUCUACUCGUACAGUUGCCUGAUCGCUAUGGCGCUGAAGAACAGCAAAACAGGGAGUCUGCCCGUCAGCGAGAUCUACAGCUUCAUGAAGGAGCACUUCCCCUACUUCAAGACAGCCCCUGACGGCUGGAAGAACUCUGUGCGCCACAACCUUUCCCUGAACAAGUGUUUUGAGAAGGUGGAGAACAAGCUGAGCGGCACCUCUCGCAAGGGCUGCCUGUGGGCUCUCAAUCCUGCCAAGAUCGACAAGAUGGAAGAGGAGAUGCAGAAGUGGAAGCGGAAGGACUUGGCUGCUAUCCAAAGGAGCAUGGCUAACCCAGAGGAGCUGGACAAGCUGAUCACUGACAGACCGGAGAGCUGCAGGCGGCCCAGCAAACAGGCAGAGCCCGAGAUCUCCACCCUGAACCACGUGGCAGCGGCUCAAGGCCGAAUCUCCAUGUCCCAGCUGCAGCCUCAGCCCAUCAUGACGCUCUCGCUGCAGUCCCUCCCGCUCCACCACCAGAUCCAGACCCAGGCGCGCAUCGCCCCGGACUCGCCAGCGCCUGCGCAAACGCCUCCUCUGCACACCCUGCCCGACAUGAGCCACAGCCACAGCCCUCUGAGCCACCACCCCGUGGGACGCACGCCGCCUGACUUCCUCAACGUGACGGCAGACAUGAACACCGAGGUGGAUGCUCUUGACCCAAGCAUUAUGGAUUUUGCAUUGCAAGGUAACAUCUGGGAGGAAAUGAAAGAAGAGAGCUUCAGCCUCGAUACCCUGGGUGCCUUCAGCAACUCCCCGCUCCACCUCUCAGACUGUGACCUGGGCACCCCUGGCCUCAUCCCCAUCUCCAGCGGCAGCGAUCGCUCCUUCCCCGACGUGCAGGUCACCGGCCUUUACACCACGUACACCUCCCUGGACAACGUGGCGGCAGCUCAGUACAUGAACCCCCAAGGCAACAAACCCAUCGCUCUGCUCUGAGCUUCGCACCGUCCCACAGACAUCCUGCUCCGCGGCCAGUUUCUCCCACGGUUAAAAUCUGACCUGAAAGCAGCAGAAGAGUUUCUCCUGCAAAUGCCCAGGAUGUCUUGGCAUUUCCUGGGAUGCAGCAUGUGAUGUCAAAAUACUUGAACUGUCACUAGCAGAACCACUGGCACCAAUGGCAAGACGGAGGAAGGGACACAGACACUUGUCUUGCAGGACGAGUGAGCUCUUGAGAAGGAGCUGGAAGGCAUCAGGCAGCAGGAACUUUCACUGGAAUGGAACUGAGCUAAAAAACAGUCCAGUGAAGGCAAAUACAUUUAAUCGACACUGUGAUCCAGGCUCAUAUGCGGCUGCUGUUUGGUCACCACCUCUACAGAAGCCAACACAAGUCAUGGGGCUGCAAAUUGGAGUCCAAACUGCUUGAUCAUGAACCACAUAGAGGUUUUUUCUUAAAUUGCCAAAUAACUAUUGCCACCGAACAAAGACCCCAUACAGUUUCUGGAGACACUUGCACCACUAACGCUUUUCUGAUGUAACUACUGCUAAUUUAUUGUUGUGAGGUAGGAAAAAAGGAGCAAAAAUACUGAAAAUUAAAAAAAUCAAGCCCAUAGCAGACAACUGUUAUAUCUAGGCUUAAAAACCAAGUCCUUACCCCGAGAAGCAAGUGGUACUACUGAAUUGUGAAACUGAUUGCUGGGUAGAAGGUUUUAGGAAUUAUGUCUAUUUGUAGGAUUUUUUAAGAAAAUAUUAGGUUUGUUUAUAGUCUUGUGUAUUGUGCUUCUGUCUGUUCUUGUGCUAGGCAGUAUUACUAUUUGUAAAUUUAUUUAUAUUUAUUGUUAUGAAGAGAAAUUAUGUAAACUGAGCACUGUUCAAUUUUUUAAAAUGCUGCAGAAAGCUGUUUUUACACCCACUAAAUUAUUCAUAAUCAAAAAUGCAACCACCACUGUUGUUACACUACAUUUCUUAUAAACAAGCACUUUUGAUACUGUGAAACUUAUGUUUUUUAAAAAAUUCAGAGACCAAAUAUUGUAACUGUACCAUACCAAUUCAUAAUAGUCUUUCUUUCCUAAUUCACCAAGUAAAAUUAAUUCUAAUGUUGUUUUUAA